AUGGACCUGAAUAACAGCAGACCUAUUUUAAAAAGCAAAAGUUUAGAGCUGGAUGUGAAAUAUAAAAAGAGAGUAUCAUUCAGAGAUAACACUAAUUCUGAGACGAGCUCAAUAGCAGAUGUGCAUGAAGUAGAAUCAUAUAAACAAUAUAAUGUUGAAGAAAAACAAGAAGGCACGUGUCUUACAUGUAUUGUCUUUUAA
Messenger RNA from Blepharisma stoltei, 201 nucleotides. NCBI's taxonomy places the organism in Eukaryota, Ciliophora, Heterotrichea, Heterotrichida, Blepharismidae. The record is from the annotation of a GenBank genome assembly.